Molecule: messenger RNA, 1425 nt
Organism: Bemisia tabaci
Lineage: Eukaryota; Metazoa; Arthropoda; Insecta; Hemiptera; Aleyrodidae
Source: RefSeq, a predicted model, not a curated record
CUCGAACAUGCUUAAUACUCUUGAUGUUAAGAAACGAAGAUACUGUUUAUGAUGAGAUUUGACAACUUGCGUCACGCUGUAUUACAUUAUGCGUGACAUUUUGGAGGCGGAAAUUUAGCUGAAAUAGAUUUUUAUGAGUUGCAGACUAUAUGGAUAUCAGAUAGCAUUGACGUCAAAAAAAUUUUUUUUUGCCCUCUACUUUAAUGAAAAUGACUCGAGGUCGGCACCAGCCUCACGGGAAAGCUUUUAAAAAGUAGUGAUAUUCUACCGGGCCUUGCAGUUGUUUCAAAAUACAAUUCAGAGAUGCAUCUCUGUCCCUAAAAUGUAUCCCUAAUUUUCCUACAAUCAAAUCCGAUCAAUGGAUGUCACCGUUUCUUGAACUUAGACUUAAAAGCUGAUAUUGAACUUUUGCUAUUAUUCUAUUCUUUUAAUUAUGAAAAAUGUAAACCCGGUGUUUUUUCCUCCCCACUGAAAGCUGCGUAAAUAUAUUACCGUGAAUUACCGAUACAUGCACAUAGAUGGACUGAGAUAAUCUGGACACUAAAAGGAAGUGCAAUGCGGGUUGUGGAGUUCAAAAUAUUGUUGUGCUUGCAAAUGAUGCCCUUCAUCUCUUCAGACUUUACCCUGACAACUAAUGAGGAUGCAGUUUCUGGCCCUGAUAAAACGAAUCAUGCUGACCCGCCACCUAUCUCGAACCCAAACACCGGUUACGUGAAGGACGAAUAUCACCAACUCCGGGAGGAUUUGUACGCGGCGGCAAAGAACGACCCGUGUUCAAGAUUGCAUUCAAAGUCCACACUCGCUGAAAUCCGGGAGGCCAAUCGACUUUGCGGGCUCACCCUCGAGAAGUUCAAAGGCCUACCCAAAGAGGAAACGAAAAAUUGCCAGGAACCGAAGAAUCCUCAAUGCGUGCCUCAUAAGGAAAAACGCGGUAGGAAAUGGAGGACCGUGUAUGACUGUUGCUAUGAGGUUAUUUUCAAAGCAUUUGAAGGCUCGAUUCCAACAAAGCCCUUUAAGUCUCCAAUUCGCGACUGCUUCGCGAACAUCAAAUGGGAUUCCUUCUUUUUUGGACCACGACCCUUUGCCGCCAGUCCUGAUCUUUCACGCAAGUUAAGUCGCCGGUCUGUAACCCUCUCGGAUCGCAUGUGGAUGCUCAUUUUGUGCAUUAAGAGUCCGAAGAAGGCAGAUAUUUACAACGACCCCGUAUUUGAGGGUAGGAUCGGGAUGAUUGGGAAACAUCCUUUUUCAUCCAAAUCCUCGCGCAUAACUGAGAAUGACCGAUUGUAAGAGCGUAUUUGAACCAAAAUUGCCAGAUCGUGCUGCUGGAACAACACAUUUUCCCAUUCUGCCAUGGUAAGGAAAAACGCCGUAUAAACCUUCAGGUGUUGCCAAAUUUCCUUUCAAAAGACGCGAAUUUCCUGGUAA